Molecule: messenger RNA, 1571 nt
Organism: Oldenlandia corymbosa var. corymbosa
Lineage: Eukaryota; Viridiplantae; Streptophyta; Magnoliopsida; Gentianales; Rubiaceae
Source: the annotation of a GenBank genome assembly
GAACAUACAAAGGAGGAGGUAAAAUUUUAGCACAUUAGUCAGCCUUUUUUUGAACUUCAGUCCUAAGUAUCAAGGAAUGGCUGAAGGCAUGCACAAUACAGAUGAAGGGAAGAAGCACACUGUUAAUGCUGCCAAACAUAUUUGGCCUUUUAAACAAGCAAAAGGCGUAUCGCCGCCAUCCAUCACAGAUAAGUUGUCCAUGCUCUCCCGAGAUAGUCUCAAUAUUAACACAGUUCGUAUUUAUAAAGUACCUGAAAAGCAUCGUAACAAGAAUCAAGAAGCUUAUAUGCCUCGAUUGGUCUCAAUAGGUCUUAUUCAUUACGGAGAAAGCCAACUACAAAAUAUGGAAGAACAGAAGUUGAAAUAUCUUCACCAUUUCUUACAUACUUUUCGAGUUGGCUUGGAUAACUUAACUGAAUAUGUCCUUAGUCAGGAGAAGUUUGUCAUGGAUUGUUACGAAGAAACUUAUCGCAGUAACCUCUCAAAGAAAUUCAAAGUACAACCACAUGAGGUGAUUUUGUUGGAUGGGAUUUUCGUCGUUGAGCUGUUCUUGAAGAACCAUUUUCCUGGAAUGAGAGAGAAGGGGGAUAUUAUAUAUGAAAAUCCUUGGGUGUCAGAUGAUAUAUUACAUGACCUCCUCCUCUUUGAGAACCAACUUCCUCUAAGGUUUUUGACCACACUGUAUGAUACAUUUGUUUUUAAGGAUGCUGGAAGACGGUUAGAUUAUGACAUUAUCAAUCCUCCAUCAUUCAAUGAACUAGCAUAUAAGUACUUCAGCAACGUGGGUGUAACUGGAAAGCUGUUGCUGCCUCGUGAUUUUCGCGGCGCAAGGCAUUUCAUUGAAUUCUUAUCUAUCCUACAUAUGCCAACUGAACAGAAUUGGGAUGCAAACAGUGUCAGGCAACAAGUUGGAAUAAUGAAAUCAAAUUUCGCUCUGUGCCCAACUGCAACAGAACUGAGAGCUUCUGGUGUCAGGUUUCAACGAGGAAAAGGAAAACAUCUCUUGAAUGUAGGUUUCGACAGCAAGAAGGGAGUACUGAGGAUUCCACCACUAGUAGUAAAUGAUUCCACUGAGACAUUUCUACGGAAUCUAAUAGCUUUUGAACAGUCUGGUUACCAUUCAAAAUUUAUGACAAGCUAUGUAAUCCUGAUGGACAACUUAGUAAACACUCACAAAGAUGUUGAUCUUCUCAUCAAAUAUAACAUCAUCCGGAAUGAAUUGGGUAGUAGUGAGCAAGUGGCAGAUCUUUUCAACAAUCUUUACAAAGAGUUUGUGACAGAUCCGAGGGAGUUUUAUUUUAUGGAGCAAUGUCGUCAACUAAAUGACUACAGUCGGGACUGGUGGCACAUGAUCGUAUCAACUGUUAGGAAGUGGUUUUCAAUAUUAGAACGAGAUUAUUUCAACACACCAUGGUCAAUCAUCUCUGUUAUCGCAGCUGCUGUAUUGCUUGUUCUCACUGUAGUGCAGACUGUGUGUUCAGUGCUUCAAGUUAAACAUUGAUAAAUGUUUUGGUUUACUGUAUAAGAAAGGGUAAGGCUCCCUAUUGUGAAUUUCCAGCAAUGUACUCAAU